GCAUUUGAGUAUUUAAGUCUUGUUGCACUUUGGCACUGCAGUAGUGGUUUUGUCUCUUAAGGAUAAUGUCAAGAUUUAUAAAGGCGUUUUCUCACAGUUCCUAGCUAGCAGUACAGAGGGGUCCUAUUUCAGUGGUGCAUCAAAAUCUUUUUUUUUGUUUGUUUUUUUGGUGGCUUAAAUUCAUGCUGCUUUCAGCUCUGCUAGUUUGCAUUUUGCGUAACGCACUGUUCUCACUGCCAGUCUGCACCGGCUUUCUAGAAGGUGAUCGGGUUUGUCCACGUUACCUGGAACUUUCCUCACUCGCUGUUCCCGUUCCAGCAGCUCUAAUUAUAGGGGCUGCUGCAGUAACAUCAGCAUGCUGUGACUGCUUCUUCAUGUGCUUUUGCUUUUGCAGGACUGACCUCCCAAAACCCUAUUUAUAAGGUCAAUUUAUUUAUAAGGGUAUAUAUUUAUUAAAACAUAUGUAGUCAUAUGCAAAAAGAGACUUCUUCUUAUUGGCUGUUUGCUCCAUUACUACUAAUCUAAGAGAGCAAAUGAUUCAUGCAUAGCCUAUGCUUUACCACUGUGGUGAAACAAAUGCCUUUAGCCUUAGCCAUAGCCUUUAGCCAUGGCUUGGACACACACACACACUCACACACACAGAGACACCGAAGGAACACCUUACUGAAGCUGCGUUAUAGCUAAAACCACACUACUACACCCAUGACGCCCCUUAGUGGAUGAGUACAUGGCUUUCAGGUGGCUCAGUCCUGUUUAUAUAAUAACCAUGUAGUCCAUGAUCAUCUACUGCCACCUGGCGGUUAAAACACCUAACUGCACCCUUCCAUACACUGACCAUUUGUAUUUUGCUGGGGAUAAAAACUCUAAAAAUAUAGAACAUAAUGUCAUAUAUUGGCAUAUACUGUAUAAGUCUUAUAAUAAAGUAAUGCAUUAUAUUUGAGGUAAGGUGACGGUAUUAAAUUUACAAUUAAUUAAUUAAUAAAUACUACUUUUUUUUUUAAGUAGGGGUCGACAUUGUAGUCAGCUAGUGCCACCUGGAGGGGAAAAAUGUUAUCAAGAGAAGAGAACUGAAUCAGAUCAAGCUGUUGGUCCAGAAACAUCCAUGUAAUGGUUUUGGAAAUAUGAAUAAUAAGCACGGAAUAUAUAAAUAAAUAAAGAAAUCUUUAAUUGAUUAUAUAGAUUUUUAAUUGAUUAUAAAGACAUUUAACAUAUGCUCGCUUUCUCUCUCUCUCUCUGUGUGUGUGUGUGUGUGUGUGUGUGGCUGGUCUACAAAGAGCUGCAGAUUGCCUCUUUCCUCGAUGGGAAUACAUUAGUGAGCAACGCUUAUUUGACACCCCUAUAAAAACGUAAUAUACAGGAAGCACUUUGCAUGGAUGGGAAAAUAGGCCCGACGUUUUCCCCUCAUGCUAAGACGGUGGUCAUGCUGCCACCAUUGUCCUCUGGGGAACCCCUGCAGCUGGAAUACGCACCAUCACACGCACACACACACACACACACACACACACACAGAAAGCAGCCAUGGCUUAAACACCACACCUCCAGUAAUCACUGACAAAACACUUAUACCCUACCUAUAUUAGGUCUGAUUGAUGUCUUUGGAAACAUGCAAAUGAUAACACAUUGCAUUUACAUUUAGCCUACAUUGGCCUAUUAAGCUACAUUGGCCUAUUUUAUUUUAUUUUAUUUUUUUUUACGUUUCACUUUAGUGUGUUCGCGAACGAGUCGGCUCUUUGACUCGGUUCAUCUAGGUUGUCUGAAGCAGCAUGACAGGGUGUUUAUAGGGAGGCCAUCAGUUAUCAGAAUAGAUAGAAGUAAAUCUGAAGAACAGACACAGGUGCUCAGGGAUGCUGAUUUAAAUAAAGAUAAAUAUUUAAAUAUUGAAAAUAAAGUGUCUAAGAUGCAAAGUAAUGUUAUUUUGCUAAUUUUGAAAUUUUCACUGAAUAAUUUCAGCCAUAGCCAAGCAAAGAUAAACAUUCAUCAGUCAGAAUAUUGCAAAUUUUGCCCUGUUUAGGAAAAAAAUAUAUAUAUAACAGUGCAGCCGUUUGAGAGGCGAAGGAGUCGGCUCUUACGGCUGAGUUCAGCCAAAUGAUCCGACUCACUGAAAAGAGCCGAAUCCGCAUCACUAUUUAACGUCGCUUUGUGCCUCGCCCAAUAGUCGCUUUCUAUCAAUUGUGACGUGGGCACAUUUAAAGAUCAGUGUUGUAAAGCGCUUCACCUGGCCUCAGGUGUCCUGCUGAGAGAGGAGAAGCAGCCAGAGGAGGCAGCGUGAAAAGCUGGAAAACUCAACCUUGCUAUUUCAACAGCAGUUAUAUUUCAACCAGCUGUAACCAGACUGUCAACUCUUGUACUGGCUGCUCGAUUUUUCGUGUCAAAAACGUGUAUUAUGAAUGAAAACGCCCUGAGUGUUCAAGUAUGUCUUCCCCCAUCUUUACCGACAUCUUUCAUUGUAAAGAGAGUGUGCUCCUGAAAAGUUUAUCCUGCUACACUGACGAUGGGCUAAAUGAUAGUUUGGAUGGGAGCUCAGCAGAACUGACUGAUGUGUUUGAAGAGGAAGGGUGUGAGGGUGAGGUUUGGACUCCACCACCGAGCGAACUGAGAUGCAAAAUAGCUGCCCAGCUUGAGUUCUACCUCUCUGAUGAGAAUCUUGAGGCCGAUGCCUUCCUUUUAAAACAUGUCCAGAGGAACAGGAUGGGUUACGUCAGCCUGAAGUUGCUGACCUCAUUCAAAAAGAUACGAGAUCUGACACGUGAUUGGCGCACCACUCUGGCUGCUGCCCAAAUGUCUGAGCACCUGGAGGUGAAUGAGAUGGGAACCAAGGUACGACGGAGAACCCCGAUCCCUGACCGCCUGCUCUGCAUCCCCACCACUAAGCUGCUGCUAGUUUGGAACUUCCUGGCCAGUUCCAGUUCUACCAAGUUUGAGGACAGCGGGUCACCCAAAACUGAUCAGCAAGGAAUCAUGGAGACCGCCAUGCACAUGUUUGCUUCAUAUGGUACAAUCACUUCUCUUCGUAUCCUCCGCCCAGGAAAAGAGAUCCCUGCGGAGCUCAAACGCUAUGCCAAAAAACAUGCCGAGCUUGGGCGAAAACUAUGUGCUGUGGUUGAAUAUGAGUACUUGGAUGGGGUGCGCAAGGCAUAUGAAACUCUGAAAGCCCAGGAACAGGCGCAGGGUGGGAAAGGUAUCCGCGUGGUACUCCUUGGGAGCCGGGGAACACGGAAGCAAGGGAGCAGCCAGGGUCAAGCAGAGGAGGAGUCAGAGGAGGGCAUCGACAUUGACUUUUCAACAAAGCGAAACCGGAAGUCCAAGAAAAACUUCUACUGUCUGGAAGAUUCAGUUUUGUACAGUUCAUCAGAGUCGGAUUUCACUCCAGCCUCACCACGUCCUAUCCGUAGAGUCUCUCGCCCUCAGGCUCAGUAUGGUAGUCCCCUGGCCAUCCCACGGAUUUCCACUUCCCAUUCUGACCCUUUUCGAAACCCUCUGGGCAGCCCGGUAGGUAGUCCUCUCCUGCCACACAAGCUUUUUCCUGGAGGUCAUGCUGCCUCGACACUAGCCACUUCUCCAUUAAGCAGCACUCCGACUUCAGCCUGUCAUUCAUCAUAUAACAGAAGCAAGUGCUCAGGUGAUUUCUCACAGGACAGCACAGGCUAUGGAGGGAGUCCAUGGGUCCAACGGCGUAAAAAUGCUGCACAGGCUUUUUAUCCAGAGAAAAGCUGCCCCUUGUCCCCAGAUCAGAUAAAGGGAGCCAUCAAUGUGCUAGUGGUGCGCCAGCCGUUGGGCCCUGAUGGUACUAAAGGUUUUCACAACUGCAUUGGAAGAGGAAAGGUGCUGCUGCCACAGUGAGGCACUAGUGGGUCUCUGAAGUGGACUUAUGGGUUGAUCUGCAGUACAAAAUAUUUUUUUAAACCAGUGUCCAAUGAAUGCUAUUGUCAGUAAUUACUUAUGUCCAUGGUUUAAAAAAAUGUAUUCCUUUAUGGUAAUUGUUUUGUAUUAAAUAAAAUAAUAAAUAAAGGUUGUAUUGUAAUCAGUA
Pangasianodon hypophthalmus (striped catfish) is the source of this 4027-nucleotide messenger RNA. RefSeq names its product La ribonucleoprotein 6, translational regulator b (gene larp6b). NCBI's taxonomy places the organism in Eukaryota, Metazoa, Chordata, Actinopteri, Siluriformes, Pangasiidae. Gene Ontology annotation, molecular function: mRNA binding. Gene Ontology annotation, biological process: RNA processing. The transcript is spliced from 3 exons. Bases 2413 to 3840 code for a protein of 475 amino acids. The record is from RefSeq and is a predicted model, not a curated record. Gene Ontology annotation, cellular component: nucleus.